AUGAAGGUGUGCGCGCUCCUGUCCGGCGGCAAGGACUCGGUCUACACCCUGCACGCCGCCGUCGUCGAGGGUCACCUCCCCGUCGCCCUCGCGUCCCUCGUGCCGCCUCGAGGCCAGGACGAGCUCGACUCGUUCAUGUACCAGACCGUCGGCUCAUCCGGACUCGCCACCCUCGCCGACGCCCUCGACCUCCCGCUUGUCACCCACACCAUCACGGGCACCGCGAGGAACCAGCGCGCAGAGUACGGCUCGCGCGAGGGCACAGCGGCGACGACGACGGCCGACGACCAAGGCGACGAGACUGAGGACCUGUACGACCUCCUCGUCAAGCUCGCCCACCCGGACGUCAAGGCCAUCACGGUCGGCGCCAUCCUGUCCAACUACCAGCGCGUGCGCGUCGAGCACGUCUGCGCCCGCCUCGGCCUCGUCCCGCUCGCCUACCUGUGGGAGCGCGACCAGAAGGACCUCCUCGCCGACAUGGUCGACGCCGACAUCGAGAGCAUCCUCGUCAAGGUCGCCGGCGCAGGGCUCGGCGUCCAGCACUUGGGCAAGACGCUCGCCCAGAUGCAGCCGACUCUUCUCAAGCUCAACAAGAUCUACGACACGCACCCGUGUGGCGAGGGCGGCGAGUACGAGACGUUCACGCUCGACGCACCGCUCUUCCUCCGGCGGGUCCAGCUG
Molecule: messenger RNA, 681 nt
Organism: Rhodotorula graminis WP1
Lineage: Eukaryota; Fungi; Basidiomycota; Microbotryomycetes; Sporidiobolales; Sporidiobolaceae
Exons: 3
Biological process (GO): protein histidyl modification to diphthamide
Molecular function (GO): diphthine-ammonia ligase activity
Source: RefSeq, a predicted model, not a curated record